AUGGGUGACGAACCGACCAGCGAGUCGCCUUACGCGACCGGCUACCGCCGCGUCUCCAUCUCCGCGGCCCUGCACCGAGCAGACCCGCCGCCCAAGUACGCCACCAGCCUCUGCUCGGCCGCCUUCCUGCUCAAGCUGCUGCAGCUGGUGCUGACGACUGCGGCGGCGGCGCUGCUGGCCGAGGGUAACGGGCUGCUGCACGUGCCCGCCAGCCCCAAGCUCAUCUUCCCGCACGUCACCUACACCGCCUACAUCGUCAUCCCCAGCGUCAUCGUGCUCAGCUACCUGCUCGGCCAGAAGAUGCACGAGAUGCUGAUCCGCCUGGUGCUGGCUGUGGGCAUCGUGAUGCACGUGUCGGCAGCGGUGUGCGCAGGCGCGGAGCUGCGGCCCAACUGGGAGCAGUGGUCGGAGGGGAGCCUGCACCUGGGCAGGUGGCUGUGGGUGCUGGAGGCGCUCAUGGCGCUCGCCGCCGCCGUCGUCCAGGCCGCAGACCUCGCCACCUCCCUCACCCUCUCCUACCGGCGCGCCGCCUCCCUCUGAAGCCGCACCCACGCACUACUCCUC
Molecule: messenger RNA, 564 nt
Organism: Schistocerca americana (American grasshopper)
Lineage: Eukaryota; Metazoa; Arthropoda; Insecta; Orthoptera; Acrididae
Exons: 4
Coding region: 1-540 (179 amino acids)
Source: RefSeq, a predicted model, not a curated record